Anneissia japonica is the source of this 2552-nucleotide messenger RNA. RefSeq names its product enoyl-CoA delta isomerase 1, mitochondrial-like. Gene Ontology annotation, cellular component: mitochondrion. Gene Ontology annotation, biological process: fatty acid beta-oxidation. The record is from RefSeq and is a predicted model, not a curated record. The coding region runs from base 961 to 1920 and encodes 319 amino acids. The transcript is spliced from 8 exons. Gene Ontology annotation, molecular function: enoyl-CoA hydratase activity. Lineage: Eukaryota; Metazoa; Echinodermata; Crinoidea; Comatulida; Comatulidae.
UUCUAAUUAAAGAUAAUAAAUAGCAAAAUAAUAAUAAUACUAAUAUUAAAAUAUGAAAAGCGUGAUUUAGAAUUUAUCUUCAGAAUUCGAAUGCGCAUGUUGAUGCGCGCUUGAUACUUAAAUGUCUAUUUUAAUCUGACUGAAAAGACCUGCCUUUCUUCUCUUUACUUUAGGCCUACACAAUAUAUUACGGCCAACUGACCUAUGCUAUUUUAAUAUUUAUGAAUAAUAAUAAUUAAAUUAAUAAUACAAUAUUUGUAUAGGGCUCGCUCAUAUUCAAUUUUAAAGAACAACAAUCUAGAUAGGUCUACCCUAUUUACGGAUCAUUGAAAUCUGUAAAGCCGGCCAAGGCUAAAAGUAAUGAAACUGGCUGUUCAAUAUUGGGCUGCCAACACUGACUUUGAUAAAACAGGCAGGAAAAAACGAUACGGUAACAAGACCAAUGAAUCGAGGAGACAAAGGAUUGCCCUUUACUUUUUAAACAAUAAUUUUCUGACGGUCUAUAUGGCAGGAUUGCCUAUUGAAGAAUACUUUGUAUCGAGGGGACUCUGUCAUAGACAAGGAUUAAAAAACUGCUGAAAAAUAGUAAAUUAAUACAGUAUAUAAAAUAUGAAAUGGAAUAUAAAGUAGGGAAAUAAUAAAAAAUCAAUAUCUAUAAAUAUAGUUACAUGAAAUUCAGCUGCUAAAACGAUUAAAUUAAACUACAGGAGGCCGCUAACUGUAUUACACUAUACGACCAUACACAGGCAGGAAAGUUUUGGACACGGAAUUUUUUUUUUUAUCUAUGGUUCUGUCUUCUCUUCAGCCAGAACCAUAUAUAUAUUUCUAUCUAUGGCUCUGUCUUCAGCGGUCGAAUAGCGCCCUCAAACAUCAACAGAGAUAGAGAGAGCUGAGGGAGAUUGGCGGGUACCGGCGAAAGUUUGCACUGCGAUUGUCCAUAUCCAGGGGCCAAGAUUAAGAAUGAUGUCUAUGAAUAAUUUGUUUUACAGUAUGCAAGCUUGGAGAUUGCUCAAUCGUGGUGGUCGAUUACUACACCUUUCCCCUUCUCAACACAUACAGAAAUUAUCAUCAAGAAGCAACCAACUUGGCUUUUGUCAGGUAUUAGCAGCUUUUACUCAAAUACAAAGAUCGUAUACUGAACGAGCAAAUUAUAUUCAUGUGGAACAAGAUGCAGACAUACAGGACAUUUCGAUUUUACGAUUUGAUCGUAAACCAGUGAAUGGUCUCAACAAAGACUUUUUGAUUGAGAUGGAUAUGGCCCUCGAGAAAUUAGAAAACAACCCCAGCUGUCGUGGCGUCAUACUAACCUCAGCAUUUCCAAAGAUUUUUUCAGCAGGUCUUGAUAUUACAGAAAUGUACCAAAAAUCACAUGAUUAUACCAAUGCAUUCUGGCGCAGUCUUCAGAACAUGUGGUUGAGGCUCUACGGCUCACGCCUUGUUACUAUGGCAGCCAUUAAUGGACAUAGUCCGGCUGGUGGCUGUCUAAUAGCAAUGUCAUGUGACUUGAGGGUCAUGGCUUCAGGGCCGUACACCAUUGGUCUCAAUGAAACUUUAUUGGGAAUUGUUGCACCUUUCUGGUUUAUGGAUACGAUGAAAAACACUGUUGGACAGAGAGAAACAGAGAUAGCUUUGCAGUUAGGAAAACUGUACAGCCCAGAGGAAGCACUGGAGAAGGGUCUUGUGGACAUAUUGGCUGCUGAUACUGAAGUGGUGAAUGUUGCCAAGUCACAUAUGGUAAAUUGGUUGAAAAUACCAGACCAUGCACGAGAAAUAAGCAAACAAAUGAUGAGAAAGAAAACUCUGGAGAAACUUAGGACCAGGCAAGAUGAUGAUAUUGCAUACUUCACAAACUUCAUUCAGAAGGACUCGAUCCAAAAAUCUCUAGGAAGGUACUUACAGAGUCUAAAGAAAAAGAAGUAAAUGUUAAUGGAAUAAAGGCGACUUUUUGUUGGUCUCGGAGUUGAUUUUUCCAAUGUUUAUUUAAAAAUAUUUCAAGAGGGUGGCUUUUAUGGAGAGCUGAAUCUUGAGGUACUUUUAUAUUCAAACAUACGAGUGUAUUAAUAAGCAUGCUAACAAUUAAAACAUGGUCAGAGAAACAUAUAUUAACAACUAAUAAAGUUAACAAUGACAGAUGUAGAGUUAAUCCAAUCUAAAGUAACAGUAAAUACAAGAACUCAUUAUAUCUAUUUACAUUGUUAUAGUUAUUAAAUCUUGAUCAACAUUAUAGUUCACCUUUUUAUUUUUUAUUUAGACAGUCUCUGAUUGUAUAAAGUACUUUAUUUUUUUCUUGUUCAUUUUUAUUUGUUUAACCACAUUUUAUAUUUACACACUAUUUAUUGAGACAAAUAUGGUCAGUGGUCAUGCAUUUUAAUGGUGCCUUGCACAAUGGCGCCUUGCGUCUGAAGAUGCUUUUAAACCACUAAAAGAAGAAAUUGAUGAGCAGAUGCGAAGGCGAAAGGAAGGUGCACGCCCAUUUACUGUAAUGGCGUGAUGAUGUCAAAAUUGUGAAAUGUGUCUUUAAUUGACAAUAAAAUGUUGGCAAUUUGAAUGAA